This is a messenger RNA of Neltuma alba, 1693 nucleotides long. Its product is annotated as LEAF RUST 10 DISEASE-RESISTANCE LOCUS RECEPTOR-LIKE PROTEIN KINASE-like 2.5. Bases 245 to 1693 code for a protein of 482 amino acids. The record is from RefSeq and is a predicted model, not a curated record. The transcript has 4 exons. Gene Ontology annotation, molecular function: protein kinase activity; ATP binding. Gene Ontology annotation, biological process: protein phosphorylation. NCBI's taxonomy places the organism in Eukaryota, Viridiplantae, Streptophyta, Magnoliopsida, Fabales, Fabaceae.
AGUUUAUCUUAGAGAUGCAGAUUUGCAAAAGAGUUUGGCAAAUCGGAGCUGUGAAGUCUUCAACGCCAAUAUUUCUCUUCCUUCGCAUAACUCAGCCUUGGGUUAUUUUGUGUUGGAUAAUACUACUCCACUUAUAACGCUGUAUAAAUGCAAUCGUACGCUCAACAACAUUAACUCUUCAACGGGAUUUUUCAGCUAUACAGGCUGUGUUGAGAGUAAAGGUGAGACGAUCUACUUUGGAAAUAUGAAUCUAGAUGAACAAGACGCUCCAGCUUCUUUAGCAGCAUGUCCAAGGACUAAGCUUCCGGCGAGUGACGAUACUUUUGCGGCUGGAAGCCCGUUUGAAUCCCUGGAUUCUGCAUAUUCCAUUCAAGCUCGACUUUCUAAUGACUGUUCUCGAUGUGUUUCUGAUCGAGGCUUCUGCAGACUCGACGCCAAAGCACAGUUUUAUUGUUCCAAAUCCAAAGUUGCAGAAAAUCCACCGCCGGUGGGAGAAAAUUCACGGUCUGGCAAGAUGAGACUUAUAAUAGGUUUAACAAGUGGAGCAAUUGGGACAGUGCUAAUAUGUAUGAUUAUUUUUUGUUGUAUAAUCAAAUCACUGAGGCAGAAAAUAGAGUUCUUGAAGACAUCUAGGGCUGACCAAAAUAUCGAGGCCUUCAUUAGAAACCACGGACCUCUAGCUCUCACAAGAUAUAAAUAUGCGGAGGUGAAAAAAAUGACCAAAUCUUUCCAAGUUAAACUGGGACAAGGUGGUUAUGGCGCUGUAUACAAAGGAGAACUACUCAAUGGUUGCCCUGUUGCCAUCAAGUUACUGAAGUCAUCCAAAGGGAAUGGGGAAGAAUUUAUCAAUGAGGUUGCUAGCAUUAGUAAAACUUCUCAUGUAAAUGUUGUUACCCUCCUAGGGUUCUGCUUGGAAGGUCGAAAAAAGGCUCUUAUAUAUGAGUUUAUGCCAAAUGGAUCUCUUGAUAAAUUCAUUCGUAAUACUGCAGAUAGAACUAGUCCAUCCUUAACUUGGGAGUAUUUGUACGAAAUUGCAAUUGGGACAGCUCGAGGACUUGAAUACUUGUACAAGGGAUGCAACACUCGAAUUCUACAUUUUGAUAUAAAGCCACAUAACAUCCUUUUGGAUGAAAGCUUUUGUCCCAAGAUCUCAGAUUUUGGGCUUGCAAAGUUGUGUCCAAGGAAAGAAAGCAUAGUUUCAAUUUCAGAAGCUCGAGGAACUAUAGGAUAUCUUGCUCCAGAAGUUUGGAAUAGAAAUAUAGGAAGAGUUUCGCAUAAGUCUGACAUUUUUAGUUAUGGAAUGCUGUUGUUAGAUAUGGUUGGUGAGAGAAAGAAUUUGAAUCCUGAAGACUGUACAACCGAGACUUAUUUUCCAGAUUGGAUUUAUGAUAAACUUGAGAAAGGAAGCAAGUUGGGACAGGAUGAUGGGGCGAACCCCAUGGAGGAAAAUGACAUUGCAAAGAAAUUGACCAUUGUGGGUUUAUGGUGUAUUCAAACAUUUCCGACUCAAAGACCAACAAUUAGUAGAGUUAUUGAAAUGUUAGAGGGAAGUUUAGACUCUCUGGAAAUGCCACCGAAGCCAGUCAUGCUCUCCCCUCCAAGAUUAGAACUAGAAUCUUCUGCAACUUGCAAUACCAAGUCAGAACAAGUUGAUUCUGCAGAAAGCUCUUCCCAAAGGUUGGAGACCCACUAG